AUGCUCGCGAGCCGCCAUGGAAAGCGGCGCCGUGGGCAUUUGCCGCCGGCCCUCGACCAAGCCAGCGCCGCGGUCAUCCUCGCAGACCUUGAGGCUGCCGCUGCCGCCGCCGCCAACGGCCGCUUCCUUGACGCGAAUGCUUUCCAGGCGACAGUCGCUGCAGCAGAUGACCUUGUCGGUUUUCUCGGCGAGGCGCGUUUGCUGCCAGACAGCAUCCUCGCAGAGUACUGCGAACGGUACAAUGCAGUGAAACUGGUCGGCAGGCGAGUCCGUGCCAAGCUGAGACGUCAAGGCGUUGGCCAGUCUGAUCAGAUUGUCAGUCUUCCAGACGACAUUGUGCGCCACAUCUUUGCUGCAUUGGCCAACCCGCUCGACCCUGCCCCCGCCGUUCACCUCGCAAGCACUUGCAAGUACCUCCGGGUUGCGUUGCGCACAGGCUCUGGCUGCGAGCUGCAGCGGCUGCAGUCGUUCACGCGGAGCACUGAUCUGCUGUGCGACGUGGUGAGCGUGGCUGGCGCGCAACCGGCAACACGAGCACAGCUGCAGUUGGCAACGACGCUCACGACGACCCGAAGCGCGACCGGCCGGACCUUUAAGGUUGGCGAUUGCUCGACUCUCGCGGCGCUGAUGGAGGGCGGCUGGCUGGACAGGCUCCAAGCGCUCCGCCUUGAGGUGCCAUACCUAGGAGUGGCGGGCUUUCGACCGAUCUUCGAGGCGCUGGCCGGUGGCGCGCUUCCGAAGCUGCGCCACCUCAACCUCUCCCACAACAUCCUUGACGAGGGGGGCGGCUGCAUUUGCUCGGCACUCUCACGCAUCAGGCUACCGGCGGGGUGCGGCUUGUCUCUCAGCAACAACCGCAUCACCAGCGACGGCGUGGUCGCUCUGGCCGGGGCGUUGGCUCGCGGCGCGUUUCCAUCGCUGGUAGCCCUGGACCUGUCCGACAACGACAUCGACGGCGCCGGCGUUGAGGCGAUCGCCGAGUGCGGCAGGAUGGGCCACCUCAGGUCGCUCCAGAGUCUGAACCUGGAUGGCAAUGACGGCACCACCGCCGCCAGCAUCGACGUGCUGGCCGCGGCGCUCCGCGCUUGGGGCACCUUCCCCGCGCUAAAGAGCAUCUACCUGCCUCACGAGGCCGCCGAUUUCGGGCCGGCGGGUGCCCGUCUUGUCGCGGUGUGCAAUCGCGAGCGAAACGUCGGGCUCUCCUGGAUUUGA
Molecule: messenger RNA, 1212 nt
Organism: Emiliania huxleyi CCMP1516
Lineage: Eukaryota; Haptophyta; Isochrysidales; Noelaerhabdaceae
Exons: 1
Coding region: 1-1212 (403 amino acids)
Biological process (GO): activation of GTPase activity; nucleocytoplasmic transport
Cellular component (GO): perinuclear region of cytoplasm; nucleus; cytosol
Molecular function (GO): GTPase activator activity; small GTPase binding
Source: RefSeq, a predicted model, not a curated record